This is a messenger RNA of Sabethes cyaneus, 1301 nucleotides long. Its product is annotated as serine protease 52-like. Gene Ontology annotation, biological process: proteolysis. The coding region runs from base 92 to 1210 and encodes 372 amino acids. The record is from RefSeq and is a predicted model, not a curated record. Gene Ontology annotation, molecular function: serine-type endopeptidase activity. Lineage: Eukaryota; Metazoa; Arthropoda; Insecta; Diptera; Culicidae. The transcript has 4 exons.
CUUCGAUAUUGCAAUUAUUGAGUUGGAACAUGAGGUUUAUUUCACCGAUUCAGUUUGUCCCGCUUGUCUGUGGUUGGAAAAAGAUUUUCCAAUGGAACCAAUGAGUGCCAUCAAGUUGGGGUUUGGAGAUUUUUUCGAAAGGUCGAGCCCGAAAUUUGAAAAAGUUACAUUGUCAUUCAUUAAUAAAACCGAAUGCGAGGAACGAAUGCCCCUAAGUGAACGAUCACUGCCAAACGGAUUACUGGAUGAUCAGUUCUGUGCCGGUAGUGACAAUGAGGAUACUUGUGAAGGAGAUUCAGGUACCCCACUUUUUGUCGAACGACAGGAUUUAGAUGGAACAAUUAUUCCUCUCGUAGUUGGGAUUGUUUCUUUCGGAACACUGUGUACUGAUGGGUCAACUGGAGUUUACACACGUGUCGCUUCGUAUAAAGAAUGGAUCGAAAAGGAGAUCCAAUCUAAUUUGAGCUAUUCAGCUUGUAGUCGAAAUGCUCAGAGUCACACCAAACAUCAAACAUAUGGCAACACAGCUGCGAAUCAACAACUUCCUUACCACCGAGUAGAAAUAAUAUCGAACCACACUGACCUGUAUGCAUAUCAUUGCGGAGCCACAAUGGUUGAUUACAAAUUUGCAGUCACCUCUGCCCUCUGCGCUGCAAAAAUACAUGCUCCGCCCAUGUAUAUCUUUGUAGAAUCUACAAAAGAAAUUAUUCCAAUCGACAAAGUUUAUGUCCACCCGCAGUACAGUCAAAACAAACCGGAAAACGAUAUUGCUUUACUACGAUUGACCAAAUAUUUAAAAGGCGAAAUGCCAUUAGUUCCUGCUUGCCUCUACCGAACUGGUGAAACACAAGUCCUGCUGGAUAAGAUAUAUUACACAGUACGGAGUAAUCAGUUUGGCAACCGAACCAGGACCCACACAAUUCGGAUGCAAAUCAAGCAAGACAAUCAAUGUAACAGUUUAAUAAACCAUCUAAACCAUACAAUGCACUGCGGAAGGCAUCAAGUGCCUUUGAUUCCAUCGAUUUGCAAGGUGGAUUACGGUGGUGCCAUUUCACGCAACGUCAGCUCGCCGUGUCUCUACGGAGUGGUGUCUUCAUUGAGUCUUGGGUGCAACUCGGAUUUAUUUGGGACUAAAAUUUCACCUUAUGUCGAUUGGAUUGACCAUAUCAUAUUGAAUAAUUACAGUAAUGAUUUAAACGUUUCUCCGUGAUUUAUUGCUCAGAAUAAAUAACGUUCUGUAGGAGUUCAGGGAACAUUAAUGAUCAACUUUUUGUCUUUUGUAAGAUUUUAGUUAAUUUCGU